Messenger RNA from Pyricularia grisea, 201 nucleotides. RefSeq lists its product as uncharacterized. The record is from RefSeq and is a predicted model, not a curated record. The coding region runs from base 1 to 201 and encodes 66 amino acids. NCBI's taxonomy places the organism in Eukaryota, Fungi, Ascomycota, Sordariomycetes, Magnaporthales, Pyriculariaceae. The transcript is spliced from 2 exons.
AUGGCGCGCGGGCCAGUCGGUGCGACCGACUUUCGGCUACCGUACCCAAGCAACUCAAAGCUGCCGGCGCCCUAUCCGGGAGUGGGUGAGAUAAUCACGCUGCGGGAGGACCGCAAACUAAACAUCAUGAACAACUGGUACUAUUGGCAUGAAAAUCAGCACUCAAUGCUGUGUGACCACCCAGCCCAGGCAGAGCGAUAG